AUGAAUUCAUCGGAGAAUGGUAAUGAAAUAUCCACCUCGGAUCUGGAAAGGAUUUGGGGCUGGAAUGCCACGGUGCCGGAGGCCGUCAAUCGAUGUGUCCACGAUCUCAUUGCAAAAGUCACGUCCAAACAGCCAACGGCAGAGGCCAUUUGCUCCUGGGAUGGAAGCAUGACAUACAAACAACUCGACAACCACUCGACACGGCUCGCCCAUUACCUAGUCGGCCUUGGCGUUUGCCCGGGCAAAAUCGUACUUUUGUGCUUUGAAAAGUCCAUGUGGACGCCAGUGGCGAUGCUGGCCGUCAUGAAAGCCGGCGGCGCCUCGGUAGCUGUUGACCUGGUCCAGCCCGAAGACCGUCUGCGAGUCAUUGUUCAGCAAGUCGAGCCCGUCUUGAUUCUUUCUUCAUCCAAGCAGCAGCAGCAGUCUGUCGCGAACAAGCUGCUCAGCUCCAUGCCGCCGUCGGCCUCGGUGGUUGUCAUCGACGAGGACCGGCUGUCUAGGCUGCCCAUUCCUCUGAGCAGCGACAGGCUGCCAACAGUCGACCCAAGCAGUCUCUUGUACAUUGUCUUUACGUCGGGCAGCACGGGACGGCCCAAGGGCGUUUCCAUCAGACACUCCAACCUCAGCAGCGCAGUCAAGUACCAGCAGGCGGCGCACGGCUUCAAGCCAGACUCUAGGGUGUACGACUUCGCCUCGUACGCCUUUGACGUGGCCUGGAUGAAUGUGCUGCAUACGUUGACGGCGGGUGGCGUGCUGUGUAUCCCGUCGGAACAAGACCGACGGGACAAUUUUUCAGAGUCCAUUAUACGGCUCGGGGUGACGUAUGCGGAAAUGACGCCGACAAUGGCGUACGUCUUGUCGCCCAAGACGGCAGAAACGCUGCAGACGAUUGUCCUGGGCGGCGAAAAGGCUCAUGCUGAAGCCUUGGACCGCUUUCCCAAGGAUGUCGAGCUGAAGAAUACGUACGGUCCGUCGGAAUGCACGCCAACCUCGACCAUUUCCAAUAUUGAUCGAAGCACCGAGUUCUCUGGCAGUAUAGGUACCGGGUUUGGUGUAAACACGUGGAUUGUAUCGCCGUCCGACCACACCGUGCUGGUCCCUGUUGGAACGGUCGGAGAGCUGGUGAUUGAGGGACCGCUCGUCGGCGCCGGCUACAUUGGCGACCCCGAGAAGACGGCUGCCGUUUUCAUCAAUGACCCUCCAUGGCUGGUCAGCGGCGGUCCCGGUUACAAAGGCCGCAGCGGCCGCGUCUACAAGACUGGCGAUUUGGUGCGGUACAACCAAGACGGCGAAAUCAUCUUUGUCGGCCGUCAGGAUACCCAAAUCAAAGUCAAUGGCCAGAGAACCGAACUGGGCGAGAUUGAACACAUUGUCAAGGAAUGUCUCCUCAAAACGGCUGGCGAUUGCAGAUCCCUUGUUGAGCACAUUACGCCCACUGGCUCAAAAAGACCAGUUCUCGUGGCGUUUGUCGACGUCGACGCCAUGCCCGACGGGGACCUCUACUUUGAAACCCUGAGGAAAAAGGGCGCUGCCCUCGAAGAGCAGCUCACUCGGCGACUUCCUGCCUACAUGACGAUUUUUGCCUUUAUACCCAUAAAGGGCUUCCCUCUCAUGGUUUCAGGCAAGCUAGAUCGCCGGAGCCUUCGUGCCACGGGCGAGGCUUUCAACCUAGAGGAGCUGACGGCAAUGAACCCCUGUCGCAAGGAGAAGCAGUCACCUACUACCGAGACUGAAAAGGCGAUUCAGCAUCUAUGGGCUUCCAUUUUGAAUAUCAGCCCGUCUAGCAUCGGGGUAGAUGACAGCUUCUUGCGUGUGGGCGGCGACUCCAUCACAGUCAUGAAAUUCGUAUCCCUUGCGCGUGAGCAGGGCCUACACCUGACCGUGGCGGAAAUACUCAAAAAACCCCGUCUGGGUGACCUUGCCGCGGGUGUACUGAGCCAAAGCAACAGCAAAAGCCAAAGCAAAAGCAAAAGCAGCGGGCGAGAAGAGACUGUGAAGCCGUUUUCGCUCCUGCAGCCCGGCGGCCUUUCGCCCGAGGAGAUUCGCCUCUACGCAGCCAAGAUUUGCUCCGUCGCGCCAGACAAGAUUGAAGAUGUCUUUCCGUGCACGCCGCUGCAAGAGGGACUGCUUGCGCUGACGGCCAAGCGCGCGGGCGAUUACGUUGCGACGGAGACGUUUGCGCUGCUUCCUGAAGUUGAUCCCGGCCGGUUCCGCACAGCGUGGAAGACGUUUGUGUCGCAGACGCCGAUCUUGCGAACGCGCAUGGUUGAUGUACCUGAUCAAGGCAUUGUGCAAGUCGUCAUUGACGAGGGUCAUCAUCAUGUCUUGGCCAGUGGAGAUGAUACUCGGAGUCUGGAGGAUUAUAUACACGAGCAUGAACAAGUACGCAUGGAACUCGGGACGCCGCUCUUGUAUGCUCGACUGGUGCAGCAAGCGCACGGCAACUGUUUGAUUUGGACAAUUCACCACGCUCUCUUUGAUGGAUGGUCGAUUCCCAUUAUGCUCAAUUUGCUCGAGACCAUUUACCAUAAUGAUGCAAACUUGCCAUCACCACCAUCGCCGCCGUUUCAAGACUUUGUAAAGCACAUUGUCAAGGGUGACCAAGAGCAAGUUUCAGCAUUCUGGGAUAGCCAGUUAUCCAACCUCGACGCUCAGCCCUUUCCUGCACUACCAGCAGCAGAUUACGAGCCCCGUCCAAAUGCCAAACUGCACCACCACAUCAACGACGUGCAGUGGCCGCAAGCCGCCGGCGUCACGCCCACCAUGGCGCUUCGAGCCGCCUGGGCCAUUGUCAUUUCCCAAUACACAAACUCCAGAGACGUUUUCUACGGCGUCACAGUCGCUGGCCGACAUGCUCCCGUGCACGGUAUAGAAGCCAUAAUAGGCCCGACAAUCGCCACGGUGCCCCUGCGCGUCCAGCUCGACUAUUCAAAGAGUGUUGGUCAGGUUUUGGCGGACGUGCAGCGGCAAGCGGUCGACAUGAUUGAGUUUGAACAGGCUGGUUUGCUGAGGAUUAGCCGCGUGAGCCGCGCAGCCAGAACCGCGUGCCAGUUUCAAACGCUGCUGGUUGUGCAGCCCAACAACAACAACAACAACAACAACAACAACAACAACAACAACAAGUCGGAGACUAAUACUACUGCUACUACUACUACUACUGCUACCUCUACUGCAAAGAAAUCUACAAUUUUCGCGCCGGGCACCGAGCAAGAGGAAAAGAGUCCAGAUUCUGGAUUCAUCGGAGCAUUUGAUACAUAUGCCAUCAACAUCAUCUGUCACCUCGAGACGGAUGGCGGCGUAUGGCUUCAAAUCAACUACGACGACGACAUUGUCGCACCCGACACGACGGCGCGAAUGGUGGCGCAAAUGGAACACGUGCUCUGGCAAUUGUGCCUCCCGGGCAACCUUGGCAAGACGCUCGGUGAAGCCAUCACCAUUAGCGACACGGACUGGGCGAAUAUCUGGAAAUGGAACGCGCAGGUCCCCGAAGCAGUCGAGCGCUGCGUCCACGCGCUCAUCGCCGACACGACCCAACGCCAGCCCGGCGCUGACGCUAUACACGCGUGGGACGGAACAUUAACAUACGGGGAGCUCGACGUCUGGUCCACCAAGCUGGCCAGCUACCUCGUCAGCCAGGGCGUCGGCACGGGCUCCAUUGUCCCCCUCUGUUUCGAAAAGACCGUGUGGACGCCGGUCGCGAUGCUCGCCGUCAUGAAGACGGGCGCGGCGUCGGUGGCACUGGACCCCGAGCAGCAGCCCGAGCAGCGACUGCGCGCAAUCGUCCAGCAAGUCCGGCCCAAGCUUCUGCUAUCGUCCAUCAAGUACCAAAGCCUUGCCGCGCAGCUCACCACAUCAAUGUCGACUCUAGUCGUGUCGAUUGACCGAGCAUGGCUGCUGCUGCUGACCCAGACACUACUCUCUUCUUCCCCCGAGUCUCUUCUCGCGCUGCCUAUUGUCGAACCAAGCAGUCCACUCUUCAUCCUCUUUACCUCUGGGACGACGGGAACUCCCAAGGGCGUCAUCGUCACGCACUCGAAUUUCAGCAGCGCCAUCCGAUACCAACAAGACUUCUUCGGCUACCGCGAACCGCUUGCGCGCGUCUACGACUUUGCCUCGUACGCCUUUGACGCUGCCUGGCUCAACUUGCUCUUUUCGCUGGCCGGCGGCGCUUGCUUGUGCAUUCCCUCGCAAGAUGAGCGUCGCGACGACCUCGCGGCUUCAAUGGAGCGAUUUCGCGUCACCCACAUCGACAUGACUCCCACCGCUGCCAGUCUUCUCCUCCUCACUGACGCUGCUGCUGCUGCUGCUGCUACCAAGAGACUGCACACUCUGACCCUCGGUGGGGAGCGCCUACUGCCUACAGACGCCCAGCGGUGGUCGAAAUCGGUCAAACAUGUCAAUAAUAUGUACGGGCCUAGUGAAUGCACGGCUACGGCUACGAUAUCACGGGUUACGCCUGAAAUGGUCAGCGGCAGCAUCGGAGUCGGUGUCGGUGUGUGUACGUGGAUUGUCGAUGCGCAAGACUCUUCGUCCCUGGUGCCCGUCGGCUGCGUCGGAGAACUUCUUCUCGAAGGACCCCUGGUCGGCCCAGGCUACCUCGGCCAGCCAGACAAGACGGCAGAGGCCUUCAUCGAGGAUCCUCCCUGGCUGCUGUGCGGAGGCCGACGCGGACGUCUGUACAAGACUGGCGACCUGGUCCGCUACCACCAAGACGGCACUUUAAUCUUUGUGGGCCGAAAAGAUACACAAGUCAAGUUGAACGGCCAGCGUCUCGAGUUGGAGGCAAUAGAGCACGUCAUCCACACAUGUUUUGCCGACGGCGGCUACGGUAGAGCUGUCGUCGACGUCAUCACGCCUAACCAGGGUAAACAGUCAGUGCUGGUCGCGUUCCUGGACAUUGGCAUCGCGGACAAGAAUGACUUUUUCAAGUCAAUGCACAACCGCCAAGCGGAAAUCGAGGAAAGGCUCACCCAGUCUCUCCCAACCAACAUCAUAAUCAGCACAUUCAUACCCAGAAACAAUUUACCACUGACCGCGGCUGGUAAAAUCAACCGCCAAGUCUUGCGCGCGGAAGCGGAAGCUUACACCUUGAGUGAGCUGACGGCCCUCAACCCGUACCACAAGGAGCAAGAAAAGCGACCGCCUACAACCGAGGCUGAGCAAACGAUCCAAGAGCUAUGGUCCUCGACAUUGGGCAUCAGCCCAGACACUAUCAGUGCCGACGAUAGCUUCUUGCGUAUUGGCGGCGACUCUGUCAGCGCCAUGAGAGUCGUGGGACUCGCGCGUUCAAGGGGCCUCUACUUGACCGUGGCCGACAUUCUCAAGCGGCCUCGCUUGAGCGAUCUUGCCACCAUUGUCGGGAAGCUCGUCGAACCCAGCCAGCAGCCCAUUGCACCGUUUUCGCUCGUCCGGUCCGGUAUCGAUGCGCGCCAGACACAACUGGACGCGGCCAAGCUCUGUUCGGUGAGCCCAGAACAAGUCCAGGAUGUGUUCCCUUGCACGCCAUUGCAAGAGGGUCUGCUUGCUUUGACGGCGAGACGAGCCGGAGACUAUGUUGCCCAGGAAGUCUUUGAACUGCGUCAGGAGAUUGACAUUUCACGUUUCCAAGAUGCAUGGCACAAGUGGGUGGCCAACACGCCUAUCCUUAGGACGCGCAUCGUUGAUUUGCCUGGGCAAGGGCUCGUGCAGGUCGUGGUCGAUGAGGGCUACACAUGGCCCGAAACUGCCGUCGCUGAGUCUUCCGAGCAUCUUGGCCACUACAUGCACAUGGACAACAAGCACUCCAUGGGCCUUGGCGCGCCUCUGAUGCGCUUCCGACUGGUUCUUCAGGGCCAGCGACAUUACCUCGUCUGGACCAUUCAUCAUGCCCUCUAUGAUGGAUGGUCAAUGUCCAUCAUGCUGAGCGCCCUUGAGAGCACUUACAACGGCAGCACACUCGCUCCCCCACCACCAUAUCAGGCGUUUGUGCAGUAUGUCAAGACCGUCAGCCACCAGCAGAUUGCCGACUUCUGGAGCCAGCAGCUCCAGGAUCUGGAGGCGCAGGCUUUUCCAGCGCUGCCUUUGCCAAACUAUCGACCCGACUCUCGCCAAUCCAUUGUGCGCUCCAUCAGCGGCCUGUCGUGGCCAAAGACCGACGUCACGCCCACUGUGGUGCUCCGAGCGGCCCUGGCAGUCAUCGUCGCCCAGUAUACAGGCCUGAGAGACGUCAUCUUCGGGACAACCGUCGCAGGCCGUCACGUCCCUGUCCCGGGCGUCGAGCGCAUUGUCGGUCCAACCAUUGCCACCGUGCCUCUGAGGGUGAAGCUGGAUUACUCCCAAAGCGUCACGCAUUUUCUGGCCAUGAUGCAGGAGCAAAUGGCCAAGAUGAUUGAGUACGAGCAGGCUGGUCUGCUGCAAAUCAGCCAACUCAGCCCCGAGGCCAAAGCGGCCUGCCAGUUCCAGACGCUGCUCGUUGUGCAGCCUGACGAGGAAACGCAGACUGCAGGCGGCUUGUUUGCGCCAGAUACCGAGGAAGAGGAUGAAGUCAACACGGAACAGGGUCUGAUUGGAGCGUUUGACACGUACGCCAUCAACAUCAUCUGCCAGUUAAAGCAGGGCGGCGUACGACUCCAAGUCAACUACGACAAGGAAAUCGUGGCAGCUGAGCAAAUGGCAAACAUCAUCUCGCAAAUCGAGUUUAUGCUGCAACAGUUUUGUACCUCGAACCUCGACGAUAAGCUGGGUGACUUUAUCUCUCUCAACACAGUAGAUUUGGCCAACGUCUGGACUUGGAACUCGGUAGUGCCCGAGACUGCUAGUCGCUGUGUACAUGACAUUAUCGCUGUAUCUGUUGCUAGACAGCCCAACGAUGUGGCCGUGCAUGCCUGGGACGGACAGCUAACAUAUCAGGAGCUUGAUACAUGGUCAACCCAAAUAGCUCACUAUCUUGUUACUCUCCGAGUCAAGGGCUUCGUUCCCCUGUGCUUUGAAAAAUCAAUGUGGACGCCGGUCGCGAUGCUCGCUGUCAUGAAGGCUGGUGCCGCAUCGGUGGCAAUGGACCCAGCACAGCCAGAAGAACGGCUCAGGAUGAUUGUACAGCAGGUCAAGGCUACACUGGUACUGUCCUCUGAGAACCAGCGAGACAUUGCGGACCGGCUCGUUGCGGCUACGGCAGCAAGUUCUGUAGUCGUUGGCGAGACGGCGUUGACUCAGCUCCCAGUCCCCGGUCCGACCGCCAAGCUGCCUGUCGUGAAGCCGGAAGAUGCGCUGUACGUCGUCUUCACUUCGGGCAGCACAGGCAAACCCAAGGGUGUCGUGGUCACGCAUUCCAACAUGAGCAGUGCCAUCCAGCAUCAACAGCAGGCUCUCAAAUUCAGCAAAGCUUCGAGAGUGUACGAUUUCGCGUCGUACACGUUCGAUCUCGUCUGGUGCAACCUCCUCCAGGGCCUUGCCGCAGGAGGCACAAUCUGCAUCCCCAGCGACCAGACGAGGAGAACCAGCCCUCUGCAAGGAAUCGGCCAGCUCGAGGCCAAUGUGUCGCUACUCACUCCUUCAACCAUUCGAGCCCUUGACGUGGCGGGAUUGGCUAACCUCGAUACGCUCCAUUUGAUUGGCGAGUCCUUUAGACAGGAUGACAUUGCCUACAUCCCGCACAAGACGGCCAUCCACAACAUGUAUGGACCGAGUGAGUGUACCACAUUUGCAACACUCCAUCGCGUCUCAGAGGCGCGCGGUUCGGAAAAAACCAUUGGCAAGGGAGUAGGUCUGAAUACGUGGGUCACCGAGGUUAGUGACCACAACAUCCUGACGCCCGUCGGAGGCAUUGGUGAGCUAUUGUUGGAAGGGCCUCUAGUGACGCUGGGCUACCUCAACGAGCCCAAGAAAACUGCACAAGUAUUUGUUCAAGACCCGGCUUGGCUGCUGCGCGGCGGCUCAGGACCCAAUCAACCCGGUCGCCAUGGACGUCUGUACAAGACCGGUGACUUGGUGCGUUAUCACCAAGACGGCAGCUUGACCUUUGUCGGCCGCAAGGACACCCAGGUCAAGGUCAACGGUCAGCGCCUCGAACUAGGAGAAGUCGAGCAUGUCGUUCGGAAAUGUCUUCCAAAUGGUGUCAAUGCCGGUGUCGUGGUCGAGCUUAUUACGCCCUCCAAGGGCAUCAAGCCAAUUCUAGUCGCCUUUUUGGACAUUAGUUCAUCAGUCAAAAGCUCCAUCGGCAACGCGAUCGAGGUGUUAAAUGACGCCAUGAAGCCCAUUCUUGUCGGCUUCGAGGAGAGACUCGCCGAGCAGCUUCCUGCCUACAUGACGCCGUCUGCUUUCAUGCCCGUCCUUGGGUUUCCGCUUACCGCAAGCGGCAAGAUGGACCGCCGCAGUCUGCGCGCCAAGGGCGAGGCACUGACCCUGGAAGAAUUGACCGCAAAUGCCGGCCAGCAAGAAAAGCAAGCCCCCGAGACUGUUGCCGAGCGACAGAUUCAGAGCCUGUGGUCUACCGUCCUCAACAUCAGCCCGGAUAGUAUCGGCAGAGAUGAUAGCUUCCUGCGCAUUGGUGGAGACUCCAUCAGUGUCAUGAAGCUCGUAGAGGCCGCGCGUCAGCAAGACGUCUUCCUUACCGUGGCAGACGUGUUCAAGAGCCCUCGACUCAGGGACCUGGCGGCCAGCAUCAACGAGCGCUGCCAAAUUCAGGUGAAAGAAGUCGCCCCAUUCUCACUUCUCCAGCCUAGCUUCAGCUCCGACAAUGUCCGAGCCCAAGCUUCCAAGCUCUGCUCCGUUGCCGCCGACCAGAUCCAAGACAUCUUCCCCUGCACGCCGCUGCAACAAGGUCUGCUCGCGCUCACCGCAAAGCGCGCGGGCGACUAUGUCGGCCAGGAAAUAUUCACCCUUCACCAGACCAUAGACAUUGCCCGCUUCAAAGAGGCUUGGAACAGCCUGGUUGCCGCAACUCCCAUUUUGCGAACACGCAUCAUCGACCUGCCCGGACAAGGCAUUGUGCAGGUUGUGGUCCUAGAACAGCCAGAAUGGCCCACCGACGCCGAAUAUGCCAUCGACCUCAAAUUUCUUGCAGACAAGGAUAGACUCCAGUCGAUGGGCCUGGGCACAUCACUGACACGAUUCCGGCUCGUUCACCAAGCUGGUCACCAUCACCUUGUCUGGACAAUCCACCAUGCCCUCUACGACGGAUGGUCACUGCUGUCCAUGCUCAACUCUCUCGAAAAAGCAUACAAUGGUGAAGAGGCCUCUUCGGCUGUGCUUUUCCAGGGUUUCGUCGCCCACAUGAUCAACAAUGAUCCAGCGCAAGCAGCAGAUUUCUGGGGCCGCGAGAUGGAAGGCCUUGAAGCGCCUAGCUUCCCAGCGCUGCCGACUUUUAAUUACCAACCGAUUGCCAGUCAGUCCAUAAUACGAAAGAUCAGUGGUCUGCGUUGGCCUCGGGUUGAUGUAACUCCUUCUAUCGCAAUCCGAGCCUCUUGGUCCAUUGUCGCUGCUCAAUAUACUGGUGUGGACGACGUUGUGUUUGGCGCAACAAUCGCAGGGCGCAGCGCGGCCGUGCCUGGUGUCGAGUCCAUGGUUGGCCCGGCCAUCGCAACAGUCCCUCUCCGCGUCAGAUUUGACGACCGUUCCAAGACAGUUGCGCAGUUCCUCAUCGGCAUGCAGGAACAAGCUGUAAAAAUGAUUGAGUUUGAACAGACGGGCCUGUCACAGAUCAGCCGGGUGAGUGCAGAGGCGAAAGCAGCAUGUCAGUUUCAAACGCUGCUCGUCGUGCAACCAAUUGAAGAAACCCAAAUCGGCAGCGACCUGUUCCUUCCGGACAGCGAUGACGAUCAAGAGCAGGGUUUCAUGGGGUCCUUUGAUACGUAUGCUGUCAAUGUCAUUAGCGAUCUGGAACAAGAUGGUCUGCAGCUGCAGAUUACGUAUGAUGAAAACAUCAUACCCGUCGAAAACAUGACGAGAAUUGCCGCCCAGAUGGAACACAUUCUUCGACAACUCUGCAACGCCGAUAGGCUGCAUGCUAAGCUGGCCGACGUCAUGUCCAUCAACACGCUGGAUCUGGACGACAUCUGGAAGUGGAAUGCGACGGUUCCAGAGGCCCUCCAUCGCUGCGUGCACGACUUGAUCAAGGAGACGGAGGAUAGACAGCCACAAGCGAUCGCCAUUCAUGCGUGGGACGGCCAGUUCACCUAUCAAGAUCUCGACAAGUGGUCAACACAACUCGCUCAUCAGCUGGUGAAACUUGGGCUGCGUGCAGGGUCCAUCGUGCCCAUUUGCUUUGAAAAGUCUAGGUGGGCAUCAGUGGCGAUGCUGGCGGUGAUGAAGGCUGGCGGCGCAUCGGCAGCAUUGGACCCAGCUCAGUCAGAAGAACGAUUGGCCACGAUUGUUCAACAAGUCCAGCCACAGUUGAUGCUCGCAUCGUCCGGCUGCCAAGAACUUGCCAAGAGACUGGCAGAGCCUCCUGGAACUGCUGUCAUUGCAGUAGGCGAGACGCAGAUCAGCCAACUUGCAACCCAGGACGAUGCCAAGUUGCCAAUAGUCGCACCUCACUGCCCGCUCUUUUUGCUGUUCACGUCUGGAACUACCGGAACCCCCAAGGGUGUCAUUGUCACCCAUUCCAACUUUAGCAGCACAAUCCUCCACCAGCACGGCUACUUUGGCUACGACAACUCUGCUCGGGUCUAUGAUUUCUCAUCGUAUGCUUUCGACGCAGCCUGGCUCAAUCUCCUGCUUUCCCUGGUCGGCGGGGCCUGCCUCUGUGUGCCUUCUGACGACGAGCGCUGCAACGACGUAGCCGAGUCAAUGAAGCGAUAUCAAAUCACGCAUGUUGACAUGACGCCGACGGCCGCCGGCUUGCUACCAGAGAGCGCCCUGCGCAAGCUGCAUACAAUGACGCUCGGCGGGGAGCAGCUCCGGCCUGUGGAUGCGCAGAGGUGGGCAAAGUUGGUCAAGAACGUGCGCAACAUGUACGGUCCCAGCGAGUGCACGGCGACGGCCACGAUUUUGAGCAUCGACUCCCAGGCUAUAGUCAAAGACAGCAUCGGAAAGGGCGUUGGUCUCUGCACCUGGAUCGUUGAUGCAGAGACUUCAAGCUCACUCGUGCCCAUCGGUUGCGUUGGCGAGUUGUUGCUCGAGGGUCCCUUGGUAGGUCCGGGUUAUCUGAACGAGCCCGAGAAAACUGCCGCAGCCUUCAUCGAGGAUCCUGCCUGGCUGGUACGGGGCGGGCUCAACUACACUGGCCGCCGGGGUCGCCUGUAUAAAACGGGCGAUUUGGUUCGCUACCAUCAUGACGGCAGCAUCAUAUAUGUCGGCCGUCGGGACACGCAAGUCAAGAUCAACGGACAGCGUCUCGAGCUGGGUGGGGUUGAACACGUUAUACAAGAGUAUCUCGCCAGCACCGGCGGCGAGACUGGUGUCGUGGUCGAGCUCGUGAAGCCCUUCCAAAGCCACAAGCCCGUCCUCGUGGCCUUCUUGGACUCUACAACAACACCAGUCCAUGAGCUUACGCAAAAGCUCCAAGCCGGCUUGGAGGACGUCCUAAUCCAGUAUCUCCCCACGAGCGUGACCAUCACAACGUUCUUCCCCGUCACUGGCUUCCCGCAGACAGCGACUGGCAAGCUGGACCGUAAGAGCCUGCGCGCCAAGGUGGAAGCGCUCACGCUGCAAGAGCUCACCGCCGCCAACAUUUACCAAAUCGAGAAGCGCUCGCCCAGCACAGACGCCGAGCGUCUGAUGCAAAAGCUCUGGGCCGCGGUGCUGGACAUCAGCAAGGAGAGCAUCGGCGCCGACGACAGCUUCAUGCGUGUCGGUGGCGACUCCAUCAGUGCGAUGAGGCUGGUCGGGGCUGCGCGACAGCGUGGCUACAGUCUGACUGUCGCCGACGUGCUCCUCCAUCCAAAGUUAUCCGACACUUCACAGAGGCUGCGUCGCAUUGAAGAUUAUGAGCCCGCCGAGAGUGCGCCGAAAGCACCCCUCCAGUUGCUGCCAUCCAAGAUAUCCAAUGAGCGUCUUGAAACUGUUCUACAGAAAUGGAGCUCCCGCGAUGAACAGGCGCAGUAUAUUUCCCCCGUCACGGACGAGCAGGCGCGUAGUCUCUCCAUGACGUACUCUGCGUCCCGAAGCAUGCUGUUUUACCACGCCUUCGAUUGCUCCACCGACGUCGACUUGUUGAGCAUGAUCAAGGCGUGCUCGGUUCUGGUGUCACGGUUCGACAUUCUGCGCACCGUCUUCAUCGUGGAGGGCGACUCCUUCUUGCAAGUUGUUCUUCGCUCCAUGAGCCUGGAGGCGCCCACCAUCGUGGCAGAGCAGGGCGAGGAUGUUGAAACGUGCAUGACGGCCCUGCUUCGUCGCGAGUCGUCCAAGGCGCUGGGCCUUGGUGUACCGCUUACCAAGUUCUACAUCAUUUACUCUGAGCAGCAGCACAUGUACAGAGUGAUAUUGCGUCUGUCUCACGCGCAAUUUGAUGCCAUCAGCUUAGGUCAAAUCUGGUCAACUUUCGAGGACGUUUGCAAGGAUGGAAUCAAGGCCAGCUCAGAGCCUGUUUCGAGCUUCACUGCGCACAUAGAGUCCAUUUCCAGGCUUGACAAACCGCAAGCAGUGACUUACUGGCGUGAGUUGCUACAAGGAUGCUCCGUGACGAAGCUAAACGAAAGCAUCUCCCACGAUAUCAAGCACGAUGCGGGGAUUUCGGUGACGAACUCCAUUCCGCAAAGCCAACUCCGUUCAUUGGAUUUCACAUUUUCCACCGUGCUUAGCGCUGCUUGGGCUUAUGUGCUUGCCAAAAGAUCACAGAUUGACGAUGUGGUGCUCGGGAUUUUGGCGCACGGGCGAGACCAAGCUCUUAGCGAGGGUGUCUGCGGACCAUGCGUGAAUGUUGUGCCGCUGCGUGUCACACUUAAAGAUGACUGGCGGGUACAGGAUCUCCUCGGCGCCGUCCAUGCUCAAAGAGUGGCCAGCAUUCCGUAUACUCAGCUUGGCUCUCGCGAAAUUGUGCGCAGCUGCACGGACUGGUCGCAAAAUGCCUACUAUGGCACCGUGAUUCGCCACAAUAGCUACAGUGACGACGAGAACAGGGCGAGUCGCAUGCACAUUUUCGAGUCUCUAGGCUCGAGCGCAGCUCCGGUUGAUAUUGACGAUGUCGAGGUCCACAUCAUUGCUGUUUCGAGCAAUGACAAUAUUGAUGUCGAGAUCUGCUUCGCGGCGAACGUGGUUCCCGCCGAUGUUGCUCAUCAAUUGGCAGCGGACCUGCAGGAAACUAUUCUGCAGUUUUACAAUGGACUGGUUGCGCCUCUGCAUUCUCUGCAGGAGCUGCCUCCUCUGAGUUGCUCGCUGCCUAUACUCUCAAAGCCCGUCCAUGUCAAUGGCAUCGAGGCCAAGACAUUACUGGCGGAGAGCUGCCCACCUGCCAAGACGGAAGCUCUGCGCGCGGCUUGGAAAAGCGUGCUUGGAGAUGGUGUUGAGCUGGAUCUGGAGUCGCCAGAGACGUUUUUCGAUCUGGGAGGUGACUUGAUUGGUGCUGGCGUCCUUGCUGCCCAUGUUGCAAGCCAGGGGUAUCUCAUGAACACCGAGGAUGUCUUUCAGCAUCCAACUUGGCUGUCGCAGCUGGCUUUGCUUGCCGGCCGGGCGCAUUGA
This is a messenger RNA of Beauveria bassiana ARSEF 2860, 13593 nucleotides long. RefSeq names its product nonribosomal peptide synthase. NCBI's taxonomy places the organism in Eukaryota, Fungi, Ascomycota, Sordariomycetes, Hypocreales, Cordycipitaceae. The record is from RefSeq and is a predicted model, not a curated record. Bases 1 to 13593 code for a protein of 4530 amino acids. Gene Ontology annotation, cellular component: cytoplasm. Gene Ontology annotation, molecular function: phosphopantetheine binding; catalytic activity. Gene Ontology annotation, biological process: secondary metabolite biosynthetic process; amino acid activation for nonribosomal peptide biosynthetic process. The transcript has a single exon.